AUGGCCGAGUGCUCACCACUCACGUCUCCAUCGUCGCAGCGUCAGCUACAGUCACUUCAGGACUACGGAUCGCUGACCAUGACGCCGACUCAAAGUGACUCAAAGGUGACCGAGCGCUAUCACCGGUCGCAGGUGUCGCAUGCAUUUCUGCUGAAGAAAGAAGAGACGCAGCAUCUCGCAGCUUCCUCUCUGGGCUCGACUCUGCCCGUACUUGCUGCCAUCAAUGCGUCACUUUCGGCCAAUGUGACCCUCGCUCUGGUCAAGAUCUAUGCAGCGUGGACAAGUAAUUCAUUGGCCGUGCUAUCGUCUCUGGUGGAUUCGAUCCUUGAUCUCACGUCUCAAGCGCUCUUCUGGUACUCUGACAAGCACAUGCACACGCCAAGCGUCGAAUAUCCCGCUGGCAGACGGCGUCUCGAGCCGAUUGCAGUGAUUGUAUCAGCCACUCUCAUGGGCAUGGCAGCUCUCGAGGUGAUCCAGCAGUCGGUGAAAGCUCUUGUCGAGGGACUUAAUGGCAAGCAGCGCGAGGUAGACAUCUCGACUUUUACGAUGGUCGUGCUGCUCGUUGCGAUUCUAGUCAAGCUCGUGCUGUGGUACGUUUGUGCCAAAAUCGCGUCACACUCGCCUUCAGCUGAUGCUUUGGCACAGGAUCAUCGCAACGACGUCUUUAGCAACACCAUCGCUAUUGCGGCUGCCUUUGCCACGCACUGCCACUCGAGUCUUUGGUAUCUCGACUCGAUUGGCGCGGUCGUGAUCUCUGUGUACAUUGCCGUCAGCUGGUUAGCAACAGGAAAGGAGCAAGUGGAGCGCCUUGUUGGCUUGCAGGCGACCCAGGAAUUCAUCGACCAGAUUCGUCUGCUGGGUGAUGUUCAUCACCCCAUGAUGAGGACAGACAUUGUGCGGGCAUAUCACUUCGGCAACAACUACUUGGUGGAGAUGGAAGUUAUUCUUCCAGAGGACAUGUGCGUCAAGGACGCUCAUGACAUCAGCCUGAGUUUGCAGCAUAAAGUAGAAGAGUUAGACAAUGUGGAGCGCGCAUUUGUGCAUGUAGACUAUCUGGAACGAAACUACGACGAGCAUAAAGACCCCACUAUUCGGCGUGACUCGGCGUAG
Molecule: messenger RNA, 1110 nt
Organism: Peronospora matthiolae
Lineage: Eukaryota; Oomycota; Peronosporomycetes; Peronosporales; Peronosporaceae
Source: the annotation of a GenBank genome assembly